CUCCAGUGCUGCGGAGAGGCAGAGCAGCGCGCGGCACCUGUCCGCGGCCGAGAGAGCCGGGACGCGGGCGCCGGGGCGGCCGUACAAAAGGAGGGAUCGCCGAGGUGCGCGUCAGUCCUCAGCCCGCCAGGGGACGCGGAGGAAAUGUGGACUGUGUAGAGAUGAGCGACACUUAUCUCCGAUGUUGGAUAUUUGCUUGGAAAAACGUGUGGGUACGACCUUGGCUGCCCCGAAGUGUAGCUCCAGUGCUGUGAGGUUUCGAGGGGUGACCGCCGGGACCAUGAAAAUGGACAUGGAGGACGCAGACAUGACUCUGUGGACAGAGGCUGACUUUGAAGAGAAGUGUACAUACAUUGUGAACGACCACCCCUGGGACUGUGGGGCCGACGGAGGGACCUCAGUUCAGGCAGAGGCGUCUCUACCAAGGAAUCUGCUUUUCAAAUAUGCCACGAACAGCAAAGAGGUUAUUGGAGUAGUGAGUAAAGAAUACAUACCAAAGGGAACACGUUUUGGACCUCUAAUAGGCGAAAUCUACACCAAUGAUACUGUUCCUAAGAACGCCAACAGGAAAUAUUUUUGGCGGAUCUAUUCCAGAGGGGAGCUUCACCACUUCAUCGAUGGCUUCAAUGAGGAGAAAAGCAACUGGAUGCGCUAUGUGAAUCCGGCGCACUCUGCCCGGGAGCAAAAUCUGGCUGCGUGUCAGAACGGGAUGAACAUCUACUUCUACACCAUUAAGCCCAUCCCUGCCAACCAGGAGCUUCUUGUGUGGUAUUGUCGGGACUUUGCAGAAAGGCUUCACUACCCUUAUCCCGGAGAGCUGACAAUGAUGAAUCUCACACAAACACAGAGCCAUCCAAAGCAGCCGAGCACCGAGAAAAAUGAACUGUGCCCCAAGAAUGUCCCAAAGAGAGAGUACAGCGUGAAGGAGAUCCUGAAACUGGACUCGAACCCCUCCAAAGGAAAGGACUGCUACCGCUCCAACAUUUCCCCCCUCGCCCCAGAAAAGGACGCAGACGACUUCCGAAAAAACGGGAGCCCCGAAAUGCCCUUCUACCCUCGGGUCGUUUACCCGCUCCGGGCCCCUCUGCCGGAGAACUUUUUGAAAGCCUAUGGGAUGGAGAGGCCGACCUACAUCACUCACUCCCCCAUCCCGUCCUCCACGACCCCGAGCCCCUCGGCGAGAAGCAGCCCCGACCAAAGCCUCAAAAGCUGCAGCCCGCACAGCAGCCCGGGGAACACGGUGUCGCCCCUGGCGCCCUGCCCUCCGGAACACCGGGACUCGUACGCCUACUUGAACGCCCCCUACGGCCCGGAAGGCUUGGGCUCCUACCCGGGCUACGCGCCGGCCCCGCACCUGCCCCCGGCCUUCAUCCCCUCCUACAACGCCCACUACUCCAAGUACCUUCUGCCCCCCUACGGCGUGAAUUGCAACGGCCUGGGCGCCAUGGGCAACAUGGGCGGCGUGGGCAACCUGGGCCUCUUCCCCCGGCUCUACCCCGUCUACAGCAGCCUCCUGGGCGGCGGCAGCCUGCCGCACCCCCUGCUCAGCCCGGCCUCCCUGCCCAGCUCGCUGCCCUCGGACGGAGCCCGCAGGCCGCUGCAGCCCGACCACGCGCGCGAGGUGCUCGUCCCGGCGCCGCACAGUGCCUUCUCCCUCCCCGGGGCGGCCGCCAGCAUGAAGGACAGGGCGAGCAGCCCCACCAGCGGGUCGCCCACGGCGGGCACGGCCGCCUCGGCGGAGCACGUGGUGCAGCCCAAAGCUACCUCAGCGGCGCUGGCGGCCCCCGGCAGUGACGAAGCCAUGAAUCUCAUUAAAAACAAAAGAAAUAUGACGGGCUACAAGACGCUGCCCUACCCCCUUAAAAAGCAGAACGGCAAGAUUAAAUAUGAAUGCAACGUUUGCGCCAAGACGUUCGGCCAGCUCUCCAACCUGAAGGUCCACCUCAGAGUGCACAGCGGAGAACGGCCUUUCAAAUGCCAGACUUGCAACAAGGGCUUUACUCAGCUGGCCCACCUGCAGAAACACUACCUGGUACACACGGGAGAGAAGCCACACGAAUGCCAGGUUUGCCACAAGCGAUUUAGCAGCACCAGCAAUCUCAAGACCCACCUGCGACUCCACUCUGGAGAGAAGCCGUACCAGUGCAAGGUGUGCCCUGCCAAGUUCACCCAAUUUGUGCACCUGAAACUCCACAAGCGCCUACACACCCGGGAGCGGCCCCACAAGUGUGCCCACUGCCACAAGAGCUACAUCCAUCUCUGCAGCCUCAAGGUCCACCUGAAGGGGAACUGUCCUGUGGCCCCGGCCACGGGGAUUCCUUUGGAGGACCUGACCCGGAUCAACGAAGAAAUCGAGAAGUUUGACAUCAGUGACAACGCCGACCGGCUCGAGGACGUGGAGGACAACAUCGAUGUGACCUCUGUGGUGGAGAAAGAAAUUCUGGCCAUGGUCAGGAAAGAGAAAGAAGAGACUGGCCUGAAAGUGUCUUUGCAAAGAAACAUGGGGAAUGGACUCCUCUCAGGGUGUAGCCUUUAUGAGUCAUCAGACCCGUCCCUCAUGAAGUUGGCUCACAGCAACCCACUACCUCUGGGGCCUGUAAAGGUCAAACAGGAAACAGUAGAACCAAUGGAUCCUUAA
Molecule: messenger RNA, 2638 nt
Organism: Puma concolor (puma)
Lineage: Eukaryota; Metazoa; Chordata; Mammalia; Carnivora; Felidae
Gene: PRDM1
Product: PR/SET domain 1
Biological process (GO): regulation of transcription by RNA polymerase II; cell fate commitment
Cellular component (GO): cytoplasm; nucleus
Molecular function (GO): DNA-binding transcription repressor activity, RNA polymerase II-specific; protein binding; RNA polymerase II cis-regulatory region sequence-specific DNA binding
Source: RefSeq, a predicted model, not a curated record